Molecule: messenger RNA, 1047 nt
Organism: Aspergillus niger
Lineage: Eukaryota; Fungi; Ascomycota; Eurotiomycetes; Eurotiales; Aspergillaceae
Exons: 3
Coding region: 1-1047 (348 amino acids)
Source: RefSeq, a predicted model, not a curated record
AUGGUUUCCAGCGUUAACACUUGGGUGUGGUUCGCGGUAGUGCUGCUAGUCACGACACAGGUCUUCUACAUCUUGCUGACCGUGUUCCUACUUGAAGUGCACAAACAUGGCACUAACGAGAUUCCCCCGGACCAAUUCAAUAGCAUCGAUCCCUCCUCCAUCCCAGAUCGUAUCACAGGUAGCAAGCUGGUCAUUGUGGCGGAGCAGAUGUGGCUAGCCACCAUCUGGGGGUGUAAGGCUUGCCUGCUUUUGUUGUACUCGACCAUGACAUCCGGACUCUCGCAGCAUCGAAUCGUCAAGAUCAUCGGUGCCUUCUGUGCCCUUAGCUUCGUCAUUGUGGAAAUCUUGUUCUUUGCCGCCUGGUGUCGUCCCUUUGCCGCAUACUGGUCCGUACCGCCGAAAAACCUUCAGUGUUCCGUCUAUCGCAAUCACUUGAUUCUGGUACUCACUCUCAAUAUCUCAACCGACUUGAUGAUCAUGGCCAUCCCGCUACCCCUGCUGGUGAAGGCGAAACUGAGUCUGGCCAAGAAGGUCACCCUGUGCGCGGUUUUCUCGCUGGGUGCCUUUGUGAUUCUGUGCUCCAUUCUGUCCAAAUACUACUCCCUGUCCAAUCCAUAUGGCGGGCAAUGGGUGGACUGGUACGUCCGCGAGGCUGCCACGGCAGUGAUCGUUGCUAACAUCCCUCAAACCUGGACCUUGUUUCGCCGACUGUUCAACUGGCGGGCAUUUUUGGCCCACUCCUCAUACGAUCGCAGCCAUGGCAAAUAUACCAGCCGCAUGGACGGCUCGACCAUCCAUCUGUCGCGGUUCCGCGCUGGCGACAAAUCGCACGGUCGGUCUACGAUCGAUCCAACCGAAUCUGGCGAGUAUAUCACUCGAGAGCAGCCGUUGGAAAUUUGGGAGCACCGCCAGUUUCAAGUCACAAAUGAACCCGAGGAGCUGCGGAAAAGCAGCAGCCUGAGCCAGACCAGUAGUGGUAGCGUGGAAUUCGACACGACCGGGUAUCAGACGCAGCAGUCGCGGACAAUUGUGACAGCAACUGAAUAA